AUGGGUGGGCCUAUCGAGUUUGAGCCCCACCGCAUGGGAUAUCCGCCGGCAAAAACUGUAUACGAUCGUGGGCGGCAUGAAGUUCAACUUGGUGAAUAUCUGGGUGGCUGGCCAGCACUUAUUGUAUCACAGCUUUCAAACGAGCAGCAGGAAGGCCAGGGCCCUCCCGUUCUUGUGAUGCUUUUCGGAUUGGAGACUCAACUAAGGGUGUUGGUUCCUUCUGGUUCCUUGCGUUCGUGGAGUGAUGCAAAUGCCGAUAAUUUUGUUUCAAAGCAGUGUAAAGAAGAGUUUGAUGUAGCGCUAGGAGAGGCUAUUUUGAUGAGGCAACAAGGGGGCAAGCAGCAGCAGCUGCAGAGCGAGCAUGAGCAGCUUGAGAGCGAGCAUGAGCAGCUGCAGAGCGAGCAUGAGCAGCUGCAGAGCGAGCAUGAGCAGCUGCAGAGCGAGCGGGAGCAGCUGCAGAGCGAGCGGCAGCAGCUGCAGAGCGAGCGGCAGCAGCUGCAGAGCGAGCGGCAGCAGCUGCAGAGCGAGCGGCAGCAGCUGCAGAGCGAGCGGCAGCAGCUGCAGAGCGAGCGGCAGCAGCUGCAGAGCGAGCGGCAGCAGCUGCAGAGCGAGCGGCAGCAGCUGCAGAGCGAGCGGCAGCAGCUGCAGAGCAAGCAUCGGCAGCUGCAGAGCGAGCAUCGGCAGCUGCAGAGCGAGCGGCAGCAGCUGCAGAGCGAGUGGCAGCAGCUGCAGAGCGAGCGGCAGCAGCUGCUGCAGCAUGUCCCUGUCGAGAGCUACAUUUUCGAAUUCCAGCACAAUGGCAAGAAGUGUCAGAUUUGGCACUCCAAUGAGAAGCUGGCUGAGGUGGCCAAGAAGGAGGAGGAGGAGGAGGAGGAGGAGGAGGAGGAGGAGGAGGAGGAGGAGGAGGAGGAGGAGGAGGAGGAGGAGGAGGAGGAGGAGGAGGAGGAGGAGGAGGAGGAGGAAGAGGGAGGAGGAGGGAGGAGGAGGAGGAGGAGGAGGAGGAGGAGGGAGGAGGAGGGAGGAGGAGGAGGAGGAGGAGGAGGAGGAGGAGGAGGAGGAGGAGGAGGGAGGAGGGAGGAGGAGGAGGAGGAGGAGGAGGAGGAGGAGGAGGAGGAGGAGGAGGAGGAGGAGGAGGAGGAGGAGGAGGAGGAGGAGGAGGAGGAGGAGGAGGAGGAGGAGGAGGAGGAGGAGGAGGAGGAGGAGGAGGAGGAGGAGGAGGAGGAGGAGGAGGAGGAGGAGGAGGAGGAGGAGGAGGAGGAGGAGGAGGAGGAGGAGGAGGAGGAGGAGGAGGAGGAGGAGGAGGAAGGGGAGGGGAUGGACAGGGACGAGAAGGACAAGGAAAUGGAGAAGUAUCGUCUGCAAAUUAGCCUCACGCGUUUCCAAUGGCACAUGCGUUCUUGA
This is a messenger RNA of Closterium sp. Yama58-4, 1401 nucleotides long. NCBI's taxonomy places the organism in Eukaryota, Viridiplantae, Streptophyta, Zygnematophyceae, Desmidiales, Closteriaceae. The record is from the annotation of a GenBank genome assembly.